CACUCUGGCUCUGCUCGUCCCUCGAGGCUACAACAGACUGGCGACGAGGAUGGGAUCCGAAUUCCACUGGGCUACAAGACACCAUUAGCGGCGGUUCCGAAGCGCUGCGAAGAUACAGGCAGGAUGGCGACGUUGGGAAGGUUCGAUCAGUUCAUCGAGGACGGUGACGAAGAUUUUCAGUCCUACGUGGAGCGGCUCGACCACUUCCUGAAGGCCUCCCAGGUGAGCGACGACCUGAAGGUGUCAGUGUUCAUAACGGCAAUAGGAAAGAAGGCCUAUAAAACUCUGAAAACGUUGCUGGAGCCAGAAAAGCCAGAAAACAAGACGUACGCACAGUUAGUACAGACACUGAAAGAGCAGUACGUUCCCAAAACUUCCGUGAUUGCCGAGCGUUUCAAAUUCAAUCGUUGUUUCCAACAAGAUGGGCAAGCGGUGACAGCCUUCGCUGUAGAGCUGAAGCGGUUGGCGACAUCCUGUGAUUUCGGAACGUUUCUGGACGACGCUUUGCGCGACCGGUUUGUGGCAGGACUUUGUGACAAAGAAACAAAAGCAGAGCUGCUAAAGACAAGCAAGCUGGCUUUUAAAGAGGCCUGCGAUAUCGCUAGGAGUAUCGAGUUGGCCCGGAAAGAAAGCCAGGAUUUUCAGCCCAAGUCGGCGCAAGGAAUGAUCAGCGCCCUUAACCGCAAAACAGAUAGCGGGAAACGCCCACCACGCUGGAGAGAAGAAACUUCGGGGAUGCCUGCUGGCACCAGGGGGGCGGAACCACUGCACUGUUUCCGAUGCGGCUCAGAGCAUGAAGCAUCUAUCUGCAAAUUUCGUACCGGAACACACCGACCACAACCACGGGGCAGACACCAGCAGAACUGUUUUUGUCGCGGUCGCCCCGCACUCGCCUGACUAUGCUACAGCCAGACCUGGAGAGACGGAUGGAAGAACAGUUCUCCAAAGUAAAGGCCCAAGUUGACGAAAGAAGAGGGUCGGAAAGAGCUUACAAAGAGGGGGAAAGCGUUCUGGUUCAAGGCCUUCGUCCAGGUGAUCCCAAGU
This is a messenger RNA of Rhipicephalus sanguineus (brown dog tick), 1044 nucleotides long. RefSeq lists its product as uncharacterized. Lineage: Eukaryota; Metazoa; Arthropoda; Arachnida; Ixodida; Ixodidae. The transcript is spliced from 2 exons. The record is from RefSeq and is a predicted model, not a curated record. The coding region runs from base 124 to 897 and encodes 257 amino acids.